AUGUUCAAAGACAUGCUGGAGAACUUCUUCUACUCAAGCAUCCGGGCCAUCUUCGGCUCCUCGUUGAACCUGUUCGGGAUGUGGAACUCCUUCCUCAACGUGGCCUUCUACCUCAUCCUGGUCGUCAGCAUCCUGGGCACAGUGGGCAACGGGCUGGUGCUCUGGUUCCUGGGCUUCCGGAUCCGCAAGGGGCCCUUGACCGUGUACCUGCUACACCUGGCCUUGGCCGACUUCCUCUACCUGGCCUGCCAGGUGGGCUUCCUGGUGGAGGAGCUGGUGCGGGGCUCCCGCAACUGGCUCUACACAGCCAUCACCUUCCUGUUCUUCGCUGAGGGCCUCUGGCUGCUGCUGGCCUUCAACGUCGAGCUCUGCCUGUCAGCCUUCCUGCCCAGCUGCUACAAGUCCUGCCGGCCCCGCCACACGUCCUGGCUGGUGUGCAUCCUCAUCUGGGGCCUCACCAUGCCCGUGGUGCUGCUGCCGGCCAAAGCCUGCGGCCUGCUGAACAGUUACAUGAACCUCAAGACCUGCCUGCCCCACCACAUGGCCGGUGUCACCACGCUGUCCCUGAUGGCCCUGAGCAUCUUGGUCACCAGCAUGAUGCUCUCCUUCCUCACCAACUGCUGUCCCCAGGCGGAGCUGCCCCGGCUCCGUGGUGUGGCCCAGAGCUUCAGCUUCCUCUUCCUCUUCCUCGGCAUGCCCAACCUGCUCUGCUGGGCCCUGCAGCGUUUACUCGAUUACCUGCUGCCCAUCGUGUCCCCGAUAACCGCGUUGCUGGCCUGCAUCUUCUGCAGCCUCCGGCCCCUCAUCUACUUCCUGAUGGGCCGCCAGCCGGGGUCCUGCCUGGCCCCCGGGGCGAUGCUGCAGCGGGCCCUGGGCGAGGAGGUCCCACAGAGGAGCAUAAAUCAGAGGAGCAUAAAUUUUGGCCUGCCCAUGAAACUCCUGCGGCGUCGUACCUAA
Molecule: messenger RNA, 957 nt
Organism: Suncus etruscus (white-toothed pygmy shrew)
Lineage: Eukaryota; Metazoa; Chordata; Mammalia; Eulipotyphla; Soricidae
Gene: MRGPRG
Product: MAS related GPR family member G
Exons: 2
Coding region: 1-957 (318 amino acids)
Biological process (GO): G protein-coupled receptor signaling pathway
Cellular component (GO): membrane
Molecular function (GO): G protein-coupled receptor activity
Source: RefSeq, a predicted model, not a curated record